This is a messenger RNA of Adineta steineri, 840 nucleotides long. Lineage: Eukaryota; Metazoa; Rotifera; Eurotatoria; Adinetida; Adinetidae. The record is from the annotation of a GenBank genome assembly.
AUGAAGUCGUAUCCUAUUCAAGCUCUAACAAAUAAGAUCUCUUUGCCAAGAAAAUUAUCUGGAAAAAUUGCACCUAUACAACAACAUCAACAACCACCAAAAUAUGAUGAAUCUAAUCUUUCAGGAACAGUUCGAUCCAAUGACUUUCUUAUUAAAGCUCAAGCUUUUGCGCCGUUACCGCCAAUAAAACCAGUUGUAAAAUCAAGAAAGGAUCUUGAAAAUGAUUUCCAAUCAUAUCACGAUAAAAGAAUUUGUAGUGUUCGUUCAGCAAUUACUACAUUUAUUAUCAUUAUUAUACUUUUUAUUAUUACUGGUGUUAUCAUAGGCAUUGCAUUUGCUGUUAUUAAUUCGCAAAAUUCAUCUGGAACUGCGAAUAAUAAUAAUCAGAAUUCACUUUCUACGCCAUCAACAGUAUCAGUAACGAGUAGUGUAAUUAUUGGUAGUCAAACUGGAUCAUCAUGUUCAAGUUAUACACAAAUCAAUGAUCCAACACGAAGUAUUUCAACUACUGGAUUAACUAGUUCUUGUGACAAUAGUUAUAUAUUUAAUUCAAGUAAUGGUGGUGCUUGGAUUCGAUUUGUUGGUUCUGGUGGUACAGCACUCCCUACAUCCUCACCAGGUUUGAAUCAUUGUGGUGGGUAUUUAUCUGGUUGGUAUAAUAAUUCAUUACCAACAACAACGAAUACCAUUGUAACUGGAACAGCAUGCUUCGAAACUUACAGCGGUACAUGUGGAUUUGCUGUUGAUAUAUCCGUAAUCCUUUGUCCUGCUUCUACUAAUUAUUAUGUUUUUUUUCUACCACCUCUGUAUGUUUGUAAUGCACGUUAUUGUACAACUUGA